AUGAACCACCAGAAGGGCGUGUUGGCGCUUCUGACAUCGUGCGUCAGCUUCCACACGCGCCGCGGCUUGACCCAGGCGUGGAUCACGCCCGAUGCUCUAGAUGCGCCGGCCCAGAACGUGUUUAGAAACCUCACGUGUAUGACGCUAGCGUACUCCACAUCGAGCGAUCUCAUUGUGGGCGGCAACUCGUCGCUUUUCAAAAUGGACUUGCAGAAGCCGCUGCGGCUCCAGCCCUUUGACCACCGCGGCGACCUCUCGUUCAUCAAUUACUCGCUGAAGAUGUUGACGUUGGGCCAUUCCUCGGGCUCCUUGGAGAUAUUCGACCCGCUCGCCAACGCGUCGGUCAAGACGUUUGCCGGACACAACGGCUUGUUGUCCGACUUGGACGUGAAGGGCAAUUACGUCGCCACAUGCGGCUACUCUGUGAGAAACCGCCGCUUCGGCUCAAGUCCCGAGUACACGGUGGAUCCGUUGGUCAACCUUUACGACUUGCGCAUGAUGCGUGCCUUGCCGCCUGUCUCUUUCCCUGCUGGCGCCAGUUUUGUCAAGUUCCAUCCAAAGUUGCCCAAUAUCGCCGUGGUGGCAUCUACAACCGGCCAGAUCCAGUUUGUGGACAUCUACGACCUGCUGCUGCUCUACUUGUACCAAGCAGACUUGUCUGACUCUGUUUCGACCUCCCUAUCAUCAGCUCCCAACUCAUACUUGUCGAACUUGGACAUUAGCGAGAACGGAGAAUUUUUGUGCUUCAGCGACGGCUUCCGCAACAUGCAUCUCUGGUCUCUCAGCGCAUCCUCCAGCAGAGACUUUGUCAAUUUCCCUGCUCCAUUGGACCAGCCUGAUAUCGUCGAUAACGCAGUGUCGUCCAAUCCCAUCAGUUUGGACGAGUCUGUGCCCUUGAACACGGUGGGGAUGCCCUACUACAAAGAAUUUCUCACCUCAAAUUAUCCGUCAGAUAUGGUGUUCGACAAGGAGCUCCUGAAAAUGCCAGAGAAAAUCGACUCGCAUUUGUCGGAGCUCAGCGAAUCGGAACCGGGGAAGAUCUUGCCAUAUGAUAAAUCGAAAUAUGGCCCACGGAACGUCUUGAAACCGCAUCAACUGUUGGAAGUUAAUGUUCGUAAUACCGGCAGAAGGAACCAGACCCAGGCAAGCUUAAUACCGAAGUUCAUCAGUGAAAGAAGCUCAACUCCUGUGUCAUUGCCGUAUCGUGAAGAUUCCCCGUUUCUUAGUCAGACUCCGACUUUCGGCGAUGAAGUGGAAAAUGACUACUCGAAUGGAAAUGCGCAAGCAAACGAUGCGGCAAACAUCGCAUCCACCGUAUUUCAGUACAAGUCUCCCGUUGAAAAUAAAGUGCCUUCGUGCUAUACGAGACUAGAAAUCCAUUACUCUAAAUUUGGUGUUGACGACUUUGACUUUGAGUACUACAAUCACUCAGGAGGAUUCUUUGCUGGUCUAGAGAAUCACAUCGAUAACUCAUACGUUAACCCGCUAUUACAAAUUUACCGCUUCAUUCCCAUUUUCUAUAACACCGUUACAAAAAGCUUGCUUAAUGAGUGGCUUCCCAACAGCUUAGAGACUUUCAUUCAACAGUCAAAUCCUCAAGGCUCAUCGGUUCUUAACGAGUUGGCGUACCUUUUUGACAUGAUGCACAAAGCUGGGCCUCGAAACGUGAGCAUCUCCAAUUUUUCGCUGAUUUUGAGCGAGAACCAAAUCGCAAAAGCUCAUAAACUAAUUAAUAAGGAUGACGGGAAGUCGCUCAACUCUAGAGAAUUGCAAAUGUUGAUCAUUACUUUUAAUAAGUUUCUUGUUGAAUCAGUGGUCAACGACUACGCGUCACAAUUUGCGAUCAAUGUUCAAGAUAUGACCGCUAUGCAUUACGAGCUCACAUUUUCCACAACUUCAGGGGAAUUUCUUGACAAACACAUUGGGAAUCAGGCAACCUUGGAUUUAGUGACUCCACCUAAUAACAUAUUGAACAAAAUCAACCAGAAUAAUCCCGACAGAUACACACCCCCGCAACUUCUAUCGAGGAAAAAUCAUAAUUUGCUCACAUACUUGGAAUACUCACUCAACCAAACGAAGGUCUUGCCAGCGACAUCACAAACUCCAUAUCCGGUUGAAGUAAAGCAAACACUCAUAAAAUUGGGCUCUGUUUUACUGAUAAAUCUACCUUUCACAGAGCAAGAAUUUAGUGUCAUCAAGAAUUAUAAAAAAUGGCUUGUUCCUGAAUUUUACACGACUACAGGUUCGUCAGGAAAAGUUUGUUUUAAACCGGUUAUCACGCAGUUUAAUCAACGUGCAGAAAAAUACGAACUACUUGGUUAUGUGUGCGAAGUCAAUAGAGGUUCAGCAUCAUCCCCAGGGCAACAUAAUCUAGUCUCGUUCGUGAAGGUGCAAAUGCCGUCUCUGGGCAAGGAUCAAUGGAUUUUAUUUAACGACUUUUUGGUGAUGCCAAUUCCUGAAGAAGAGGUUUUCAACCUCUCUUACAAUUGGAAAAAGCCGGUUGUUUUAGUAUACCACAAUGUGGAAGAUCCGCGCAAUCAAAGAUUCACAUAUUUCGAAGAAUCGAUUUUCAGGAAGCUCAGUGGCUUGAAUGAUAGCAUUCUCUACCGUGAUCAUUUUGCGUGUGGAAUUAGAGAAGGGUAUAAACGAGAAUACGAGCUUCUUACGCGGCAAGAGGCUCCCGAAUGCGGGUCUUUGGUGGCCAUUGACGCUGAAUUUGUUUCAUUGAGACCGGAGUUGGUGGAGGUGAGCUUUACUGGCGUACGCAAUUUGAUCCGUCCAACUAUGCUUUCUCUAGCAAGAAUCUCUGCCUUGAGAGGCAACGAGGGCCCAAAACACGGAGUACCCUUCAUUGACGAUUACAUUGUGCACACGAAACCCAUUCAUGACUACUUGACGACAUUUUCCGGAAUCGAGGAUGGUGAUUUGGAUCCUGACCGCUCGACCAAAACGCUUGUAACGUUACAGACCGCUUAUCGGCGGCUUUGGCUUUUGUUGAACAUGGGCUGUGUGUUUGUGGGCCAUGGACUCAAGAGCGAUUUCCGGUGCAUCAACCUUCAAGUGCCCAAGGCGCAGAUCCGAGACACCAUCGAGUUUUAUUUUUUGCCCGAUUUCCGCAGGCGACUCAGCUUGAAGUUUUUGGCGUACAUUGUGUUACGAGAGUCUGUUCAGACACGAAACCACGACUCCAUUGAAGAUGCGUACACCGCACUUCAAUUGUACAAAAAAUAUUUGGAGUGGCAGUCUUCUGGUGAUUUCGAAAGAGCGUUGCGGCACAUAUAUAGCGAGGGCCAACAGUUGCGGUUUCGUGUCCCCGAGACAUGA
This is a messenger RNA of Clavispora lusitaniae ATCC 42720, 3324 nucleotides long. Its product is annotated as poly(A)-specific ribonuclease. Gene Ontology annotation, cellular component: PAN complex; P-body. The record is from RefSeq and is a predicted model, not a curated record. Gene Ontology annotation, biological process: nuclear-transcribed mRNA poly(A) tail shortening. Gene Ontology annotation, molecular function: nucleic acid binding; protein binding; poly(A)-specific ribonuclease activity. NCBI's taxonomy places the organism in Eukaryota, Fungi, Ascomycota, Pichiomycetes, Serinales, Metschnikowiaceae.